Molecule: messenger RNA, 374 nt
Organism: Paramecium pentaurelia
Lineage: Eukaryota; Ciliophora; Oligohymenophorea; Peniculida; Parameciidae
Source: the annotation of a GenBank genome assembly
AAUGAAAAGGCUAAUAUAGAGUACUGACUUUAAUGUGGCAAUUCCUAUAAAUAGCACAAAACAUGCAAUUAAUGAUGGUUUGUUAGUUUAUAUAAUAAUUGAUAGAUUACUACAUGUUCCAAAAAUAUAAAUGCUCCUCACCAGCUAUUUUAGGGGAUGUCCUUCGUUGUAAUACACCAGUUUAAUCUUAAUUAUCACCUAUUGAAAAUUAAUAAAAAAGUUGCUUUUCACUUUUAUCAGACAACUUUGAUUUUUCUGUUAAAGAUGUAUCUCGAAAAUAUAAUAACGGAUCUCGAUAAUUAAGCAUAUAAAAAGAAAAUGAAGAAGAAACAGUUAAAAUUUAGAGAAUANGUAAAAGUAUAAAUUUUAUUUGA